AUGGUGGGUUGGGGAGGAUGUCAAGCAUGGACAUCGCCAUCAAUUCCUUAUUUGACUGGCAAUAAUUCACCAUAUCCAGUUACUGAGGAACAAGGCGCUUGGAUAGUAUCGAUAUUUUACAUUGGUGAUCUUUUUGGAGCAUUUCUUAAUCCUUUCUUCAUUGAUCGUAUAGGACGAAAAAAUACAUUAAUACUUUUUGCCUUUCCCGGAUUAAUUGGUUGGGGAAUGAUUAUUUUUGCCAAAAAUUAUAUCUAUCUCUAUGCAGCAAGAAUAAUUAUGGGCAUUGGACAAGGUAGUACAUAUAAUUCCCUUGUGAUAUAUUUGGCAGAAAUAUCCGAAAAGAAAGUGAGAGGAAUCUUAAUAAACAUGAUUCCAGCGUCAAAUUUUAUAGGUCUCUUUGUUUGUACAUCAGUUGCAGCAUUUAAAUCAUAUGAAUUUUUAAAUUAUUUCACAGCAUCACUGCUGAUUUUUUUUAUAAUGACUUAUCCACUAUUAAUAGAAACACCAUAUUAUCAUUUACUUUGUGGUCGGCAUGAUGAUGCCAUGAAAAGUCUAAUGAAAUUAAGGGGAAUCGAUGAUCCAAAAUUAUUGGAUUUAGAAAUUAGAGAAAUGACUUUGACAAUAAAUGAUCGUAAAUUAAAAUCCUCGUGGCGUGAAUUAUUCAUCAAGAAACAUAAUCAAAGAGGAUUGAUAAUUAUGUUUUGGAUAAAAAUAACACAAAUGAUGACUGGAAUUGGACCAAUUUCAGCUAAUGCACAGGAAAUUUUUAGCUAUUCUGAUUUAUCGAAUAUCAAUGCUGGUGUACAAGUAAUGAUUUUCAAUGGAAUUUCAUUGUUUGCUUCGCUAACGACUAAUGCAGUGAUAGAGCGAUUUAAGAGAAGGACACUUUUUUUAACGACAGCUUUGAUAAGUUCAUUUUGUUUAGGAACUGUUGGUACAGUAUUCUUUAUGAUUCUCUAUCAAAAGACUAAUGAUAUUUCAAUAAUAAAGUGGUUUCCAUUGAUAUCUUUAGUUAUUUUUCAAGUUGCCCAUGUUGUUGGAAUUGGUACUGUUCCAUAUAUUAUUCAAGGGGAAAUUUUUCCAGUUAAUGUAAAAGGUGCUGCCGUUUCCUGUGGAAUGACUAUGGGAUCAAUUUUAAUUUUUAUUACUUCAGCUGGCUAUAAAUUUUUAAGUAUUGCUGCUGGUGUUUAUACGACUUUUUGGAUUUUUGCCAUAUCAUGCUUUUUCUUAUCUAUUUUCACAUUUUCAAUUAUGCCAGAAACUAAAGGCAUGACACUUGAAGAUAUUUUGGCACUAAGGGAUCCGGAAAUGAAAAUAAAAUUAGACAACGAACGCAACAAGUUUCAAAAUGGUUGUGAAAAUUAG
This is a messenger RNA of Leptopilina boulardi, 1365 nucleotides long. RefSeq names its product facilitated trehalose transporter Tret1-like. Lineage: Eukaryota; Metazoa; Arthropoda; Insecta; Hymenoptera; Figitidae. Gene Ontology annotation, cellular component: membrane. The record is from RefSeq and is a predicted model, not a curated record. The transcript has a single exon. Gene Ontology annotation, molecular function: transmembrane transporter activity. Gene Ontology annotation, biological process: transmembrane transport. The coding region runs from base 1 to 1365 and encodes 454 amino acids.